Drosophila ficusphila is the source of this 874-nucleotide messenger RNA. RefSeq names its product elongation of very long chain fatty acids protein 5-like. Gene Ontology annotation, biological process: sphingolipid biosynthetic process; fatty acid elongation, polyunsaturated fatty acid; very long-chain fatty acid biosynthetic process. The transcript is spliced from 2 exons. The coding region runs from base 310 to 834 and encodes 174 amino acids. Lineage: Eukaryota; Metazoa; Arthropoda; Insecta; Diptera; Drosophilidae. Gene Ontology annotation, molecular function: fatty acid elongase activity. Gene Ontology annotation, cellular component: endoplasmic reticulum membrane. The record is from RefSeq and is a predicted model, not a curated record.
GUUUGGUGUUGCGUUUAGUAUUUGGUUGCAGCGAUGAAAGCUUUGGCGGCGAAAGGUAGAUAUUCAUAUUAGGCGCGAAACUAAUUGAAAAAAUUUGUCUGCAAUGUUCGUGAAAACUAAAACUGAAGGUCUGAACUCAUUUUCAAUCCAAUCUGCAUUAUUUAUUUUAUUACACCAACGAUAACAAAAAAGGUGUUCAUUUUCCUCGGGAUGAUCAUCGGCUCUGGCGGCAGAAAUCAAGGUUUCUAAAUCCCGCAGACACUGCUCCUUUCUUUAAAUGUGUAUUUAGUCUUUUUAGUAAAAUAUUACAUGAACAACAUUUUAUACAUAUGUAAGUUGUUUCUGACCGUAAUUUUCGUGCUGCGCAAAAAGCAAAACCAGGUGUCCAAGCUUCACAUCUUUCACCAUUUAUCCACGGUGACGCUGAUAUACAUGCUUAUUAACCACAACGAGAAUGGCGAGUCCCUUCCUCUUUACAAACACGCUGAAAUAAGCGGCGUCGCCUGCGCUUAUUUCAGCGUGUUUCUUAACUCGAUCGUCCACGUUUUCAUGUACUCCUACUACUUCUUGGCCGCCGUGGCCGACAAGAAGGUAGUGCAGGCCCUGUGGCCCGUCAAGAAGAGCAUCACGGUGAUGCAAAUGACGCAGUUCGCUUUAAUCCUGGUUCAGUUGGUCUGUCAGAUCGUGCUCUGCACCACGCCACUCUAUCAUACUAUUUACUUCACCGCCGUUAUUGUGGGCAUGUUUUACGGCUUCUUGGACUUCUACAAUAGUGCCUACCAGGUCUCGCAGCGCCGCAAGAAUCUGUCUCCUUCGCCCGAAGUGGGGAAGUGAUCCCACGCAAACAAAUCACGCAAUAAAAGUGCACAACCAA